Bactrocera oleae (olive fruit fly) is the source of this 1385-nucleotide messenger RNA. Its product is annotated as cAMP-dependent protein kinase catalytic subunit 2. Gene Ontology annotation, biological process: protein phosphorylation. Lineage: Eukaryota; Metazoa; Arthropoda; Insecta; Diptera; Tephritidae. The record is from RefSeq and is a predicted model, not a curated record. Gene Ontology annotation, cellular component: nucleus. Gene Ontology annotation, molecular function: protein serine/threonine kinase activity; ATP binding.
CAGCUCAAUAACAUUUAGAGUCAAUAAAAUUAUUGUUCUGCUCAUUUCUGGUAAAAUGAGCAUUGAAAAUGUCUCAACAAAAAAAUAAAUCGAAAGUCAAAGAAACGUAAAGCAACAACAGUUUGAAAACUUAAAUAAAAAAAAAGCAGAACAACGGAUUCAGCAAUUAUUUUCAGAUGCAACACAAUAAAAUGAACAACCAAACGUCUCCGAAUAAGCAAGCGUUAAUUUUUAAUCCGGUUGUUGACUACGAACUAGUGCUGAACCUCUUCCUGGAAGAAUUCAAUGGGCGUUGGAACAAUGUGCAACCCUCACUGGAGACCGGACUCGAGGGCUAUGAAGAAAUAACUAUACUCGGCUCGGGCUCAUUCGGUCAGGUGGCAUUGUGCAAGGAUAAGUCCACGGGCGAUUAUUAUGCAGCAAAACUUAUGUUGAAAGAAAAAAUUGUCAAGAUGAAGCAGGUUACACAUGUGCAUAAUGAGAAACGGGUGCUGGCCUGCAUCAAAUUUCCCUUCCUCAUUUGGCUGGAGUUCUCUCGAAAGGACUACGAUCUGCUCUACUUGGGGCUGCCAUUUGUUAAUGGCGGCGAAUUAUUCACAUAUCAUCGCAAAAUGCGCAAGUUCAAUGAAAAGCAUGCCCGCUUUUACGCCGCUCAAGUCUUUCUCGCCCUGGAGUAUUUGCAUUUCCUGCAUCUAAUCUAUCGUGACUUGAAGCCCGAGAAUGUAAUGAUCGAUAAAAAUGGUUAUAUCAAAAUAACGGAUUUCGGAUUUGUUAAGAAAGUAGAGACGCGCACUAUGACGCUAUGCGGUACUCCUGAAUACCUUGCGCCCGAGGUCAUUCAAUCACGUCCCUAUGGCUCGUGCGUGGACUGGUGGUCUUUUGGCGUGUUCAUUUAUGAAAUGGUCAAUGGUUCGUCACCCUUCGCGCCCUUCAAUCGCGACAUAAUGGUUAUGUAUGGCAAGAUUUGUGAAGGCGAAUACAAAAUGCCGCAGAGCUUCAGUUCCGAACUCAAAGACUUGGUUGAAAACUUGCUGCAAGUUGAAUUGUCGAAGCGAUUUGGCAGCUUAAUCAAUGGCAAUAAAGACAUCAAAAAUCACGACUGGUUCAGAUCCAUCGAUUGGUUUGCGAUACUCAACCAGGAAAUGCCAGCUCCUUACGUGCCACAAAUUGGUCAUGCUGAAGAUUUGUCCAAUUUUGACAAAUACCCGGAGUUUAGGCGUGGACCGAAAUCAAAAACAUGUCGCUAUUGCGAGGCUUUUGCUGAAUUUUAAAAUUAUAUUUUCAGUUUUUGUUUUUAUAUUUGCGUUUUUAACUCAAUUACUAAAUUCUUAUUAAUUACACAUAUUAAAUACUAUGGAGUUCAUUGAAAAAUAUGAUAGAUAGGU